AUGAACUUUGGUUUCAGAUUCAAAUAAACAAAACCAAUCAAAUUUCCAAAAAUUGAGGUAUAAGAUAUAUUACUAUCUAAUAAGAAUUAAUUACUCAUAAAAAUUGAAGAAUAUAGAAAGAAGAUAUCUGAUUUUCGUUGGUAAGAUUGUUAUAAAGGAGAUGUGGAAGCAUGUCUUUAACUUGAGAAAUUAUUGACUGAAUAUAUUCUACUAUUAGACUAAGCUAUUGAAUAACAAGUUAAGAUUGAUAUAUCAUUCUCAUGGAAUGAUUCAUAUGAACCUGUAAAACAGAUAGAAUAAUUUAGAAUAAAUUUACUUAAUCCAAUUAAUGGCAUUAUGAAUACUCUUGUUCUCUAUACAAUCUUGGAUUACUUUAUUAUCAUUUGGGAUAAAAUAUGGCAACUGUAAAGGAUGCAAUUAACAAGAGUCGUAAUUCCUAGUGGUGUUUUUAGAGACUCUCUGAAAUCAUAGCUUUUGUUAAUUCAAGAACUAUCCAUUAACAUUCUGAUCUAUCAUUUGUGCAUAUUCAUAUGCAUAAUUGUUAUGUAAUUAUAUAUCUUUCAUCAAUAGGCUGAAGCCUUUGGAUAUAAGAAAUUAUAUGAUCAUUUUUAAACAAAUAAAAAUCCUGAUGAUCAUCUAAUUGCCUUGGGUUUAUUAUAAGAAUCAUCUAAGAUGUAUGAGUAAACUAUUAGAUGUUUGACAUAAACAAAAUAAGGAAGUAAGAAACCAAUUCCACCUAUUAUAUAUAAUUAAUUGAUGGAGAAGUUUUCUAAUGAUCAUACUAUUACUGUGGUUAUUACUAAUAUGGAGUUAGCCAAAAUGAUGGCUAAUACAGCUAAAGAAGUUCCAAAAGAAUAAAGAAUGGGAAAAGCAAUAACCUAUUUGAGUAAGGCUGAAUAAUCCAUAUCUGAUCUUUUUAAAAAGUUUAAAUAAAAAAAUGAGUUCCUACUCUUAUAAUAAUAAUAGAUAUUAAUUCUUAAGAAAGAGUAUUUAUAUCUUAAUGAAAAUGCUUUUAAACAUCCUAUAGCUAAAGAAUAUGAAUUAUUAUAAUUACCAGUUAAAUAAGAUCUUAUUAAGGCAAGACCUCCAGAAUUAUUUUAAAAUAGAUAAGAAAAUAAAUAAUAAGAAUAUUAAGUAGAAACAAAAAAUUUAAUUUUACAAAUAAAUGCCAAUAAAACUUUUGCUUAAUAAAAAUUAUUAGAUUUACAAAAUAAUUUUAAUUCUAUUUAUUCUUAAUAUAAUAUACAAUUUAUGGUUGAUUCAUAUUAAAAUGCUGAAACUUUAAAAUUAACUCCAUCAAUUUAGCAAAAAGUUGAUUUUAUUAAAACAAAAGGAGGUUGGAAAGGAUGUCAAUAAUAAAUUCAAAAGAUACAUUAAUUGUAAUAGGAUCAAGGAAAGAAAUUGAUAAAUAUCAAAAAUUAAUUAGAUUUACAAUCUAUGUAAAAAGUAGCUCCUAAUCAGGGUUAUUAACUCUUAUCUUAAUAGAUAGAUAAUUUUAGAAGAAUUGUUGAAGGUAAUAGAUUUUAUUUAUAAUAUAUAUAGAUAUAUAAAAGAAACUAUUAGAGGCAAGUUUAAUAAAUAGAACUACAGAGGAUUAAAUUAAUGGCAUUAAAGAAUAACUAUUAUUUAUAGAAUAGAAUAAUAAUCAAUUGAUUGCUUGUAAAAUGUAGAAUUCUUUGUAAGAGUCACAAAACUUUUACAGGAAGAAUUUAAAUACUUUGAAAAAGUUAUCUAUUACUGUUGAGACAAUAUUUAAUAAGAUGGAUUUAAUAAAAAUUUAAUUGGCAAAUUUAGAAAAAUAUAUUGAUGAUUUAGGAUUAGAUUAAAGUAAUCAUUAAACAAUAGACUCAAAUAUUUUAUUAUAAGCAUUGAAAAUGAUCUAAAUAAAGAUUACAGAAUAUGAUGCUAUAGUAAUAACUUAUAUUUAUUAUAGUUUAAUUCAAUAAAUCUAAAAGAUUUAGAAUAGAUUGCAUCUUAAUUGGAGGAUAAGUAACCAUUUCUUAUCAUUGCAAAUUAAGGAGAACAAGAAUUUGAGAAUUCCCUCAAAAUGAUUCAGGAAGUAUUUUACAAUUUAGAAUAUGCUUAAUAAUUUUAUGAGUAUUUUUAAUUAGAUAUACAUUUAGUUCCAUUUCAUAAUAGGUCACUCAAUUAGGCAACAUAAUAACUGAACUUACAAAUAAUAGUGAUUGA
Paramecium pentaurelia is the source of this 2190-nucleotide messenger RNA. Lineage: Eukaryota; Ciliophora; Oligohymenophorea; Peniculida; Parameciidae. The record is from the annotation of a GenBank genome assembly.